CCCACUGCACCCCAGCACUGACAUCACUGCUACACUUUCUAUACAAGUCUAGAGUAAAAACUGCAUGUUGUCGAGCUUCACAUUUCCCUGCACAUUUCCACCGUGAUGCUGGGCACAGUAAAGAUGGAAGGACACGAAACUCCUGACUGGAGUAGCUAUUACACUGAUGCGCAAGAGGUGUAUUCUCCCAUGACGAACAGCAGCAUGAAUGCUGGACUAGGAUCCAUGAACACUAUGAACAGUUAUAUGAGUAUGUCCACCAGUGGAAACAUGACAUCUAGUUCUUUUAACAUGUCCUAUGCCAACCCUGCUCUCAGUGCCGGACUAAGCCCAGGAACUAUGGCAGGUAUGCAAUCCGGUGCAGGCAGUGCAAUGAACGCAAUGGGUGGCGGGGUAUCAUCCAUGGGUACCGCGCUCAGCCCCACAAACAUGAAUGCAAUUUCAGCUCAACACACCUCCAUGAACGCACUGAAUCCUUACUCGAGCAUCAGCCCCACUAUGAGCCCAAUGACCUAUACCCAGCCUAAUCUUAACAGGGCACGGGACAACAAGACGUUCAGGAGAAGUUACCCACAUGCCAAACCUCCAUAUUCCUACAUAUCUCUCAUAACUAUGGCCAUCCAACAGUCUCCAAGCAAGAUGCUUACACUAAGCGAGAUCUAUCAGUGGAUCAUGGAUCUUUUUCCAUAUUACCGUCAAAACCAACAAAGGUGGCAAAACUCCAUCAGACACUCGUUGUCUUUUAAUGACUGCUUUGUUAAAGUGUCUAGGUCACCAGAUAAGCCAGGGAAAGGCUCUUACUGGACCCUGCAUCCUGACUCUGGAAAUAUGUUUGAGAAUGGCUGUUACCUCCGCAGACAGAAACGUUUCAAGUGCGACAAGAAGCUUCUCGGAAGUAAAGGCUCAGAUGGGAGGAAAGACCAAAACGGUUCGAGCUCACCAUCCAGUGACACCACAAACACAAAGACCGGGACUAUGGACUCUAACUCAAUAACCAGCACAAACCAAUCAUCUAGUCCUCAAAGUCUAGAACACAGAAGUGGUAACACCAAUUCCGAACUAAAAACGAAUGGCCCACAGAUACACCCUGUGGCAAGUCCUGCAACCGCUCUCUCAUCUCUACCUUUGCCACCACAUUCAAUGGCUCAUGAGUCCCAGCUGCAUCUAAAGGGAGACCCCCAUUACUCUUUUAACCACCCGUUUUCCAUCAAUAAUUUAAUGUCCUCUUCGGAGCAACACAAACUGGACUUGAAAGCGUAUGAACAAGCAUUGCAAUAUUCCUCUUAUGGCUCAGGUAUGCCUUCCAGCUUGGCACUGGGCAGCGCUUCCAUGGCCGGGAGAGCAAGCAUGGACCCCUCCACUUUAGAGGCCUCUUACUACCAAGGUGUGUAUUCAAGGCCGGUUCUUAACACUUCUUAGUUUGGUCUUCUAAUUUACUGCACUCAACAAUUGCUGAAAGAUACACUUUAUUUUAUUUUUUUUGCAUGCACCCUGUGCAUAAUGGACUGUUACUUUAAAUAUAAUAAUGUGUAUGUGUAUAAUAAAAUAAUGUAAAGUGUUCCCUGAAUGACUGUAUAUCCCCAAAUCCUUGCUAGUGUAUUUAAAACGAUUUUAAGCUUGUAAAAUACUAUUGUAA
Molecule: messenger RNA, 1636 nt
Organism: Trichomycterus rosablanca
Lineage: Eukaryota; Metazoa; Chordata; Actinopteri; Siluriformes; Trichomycteridae
Gene: foxa1
Product: forkhead box A1
Exons: 2
Coding region: 106-1419 (437 amino acids)
Biological process (GO): regulation of transcription by RNA polymerase II; anatomical structure morphogenesis; cell differentiation
Molecular function (GO): RNA polymerase II cis-regulatory region sequence-specific DNA binding; transcription factor binding; DNA-binding transcription factor activity, RNA polymerase II-specific
Source: RefSeq, a predicted model, not a curated record